UAUUCGUACUACUGUGUACUGUUGUCGGUUGAGUCUUCAGUCAAUUCCUGCCCGCCAAGAUCACUAUAAAUACACGUCAAGCUGACCGCCCUCCUCCGCGCAGCCCUACGCACGCUACUUGGAUCGUGCGUGCCUGGCGUGACCAUCCCAAACACCACUCGCCGAUGUACUCCUGCAGCUUCGACCGAGACCGCUCGGGCGCGGCGGAGCGUGCCGUGGCUUUCGGCGCCAAGUACCAGCCAUGCAACACGGCACCGACGGCCCGGGAGGCCGCCAGUCAUGUCCUCCCCUCGGACGCGCAGCCGCCGCCGCGGCGCCCCAGGAAGUCGGCGUCGCGCCGGUCGUCCACCACCGUGGUGGCCACCGACGUGUCCAACUUCCGCGCCAUGGUUCAGGAGCUCACCGGCUUCCAGCCGGCGCCGGCCGCCAUCUUCCGGCCGCAGCCGCGUCGGGCCCACGCCACCGCCGCCAGCCACUCCCUGCUGGCCGUGGCGCACGGGUGCGGCGGUGCGGUGCUGCAGGGGCGGAGCACAGACGCGGAAGCUACCGCCGGCAACGGCAGCCGCGACGUCCCGGCAGUGGUGCAGCCACUGAUGCACCCGACGCCGGGCGUGUUUGACUUUGACGGGCUGGGGGACCUCGGGCUGCCGGAAUUCGAUACGUGGCCCGAUUUCUCCUUUGAAUAGUACUACUGUACUAUUAUUCAAGCACGCAGCUAGACUGUUAAUGUAAUCAAGGGUGGUUUGGUUUUGUAAUUUCAGUCUGCUCAUGUUAAUGUUUGCGUUUGGAACGCA
Molecule: messenger RNA, 794 nt
Organism: Lolium perenne
Lineage: Eukaryota; Viridiplantae; Streptophyta; Magnoliopsida; Poales; Poaceae
Source: RefSeq, a predicted model, not a curated record